Molecule: messenger RNA, 1033 nt
Organism: Daktulosphaira vitifoliae (grape phylloxera)
Lineage: Eukaryota; Metazoa; Arthropoda; Insecta; Hemiptera; Phylloxeridae
Exons: 1
Biological process (GO): transmembrane transport
Cellular component (GO): membrane
Molecular function (GO): transmembrane transporter activity
Source: RefSeq, a predicted model, not a curated record
AUAUUAUUUUUUAGCCAAGGAGGAAGAAUAAAAGUUCUCUUGACUAGAGAUCGAAAACCAUUAGUAAUUGUACUAUUAUUGGCUGUACUACAAAUGGCUUGCGGUACCAGCGUACUAGAAGCAUAUGCGGCGUCUAUUUUAUCUCUAACUAAUGUGUCACCGAACGGAUGUGCUUUUAUACUCGGGAUCGUGACUUUAAUAGCCGUAAUUCCAUUCGCGUUCACUGUUGAUAGAUGUGGUCGGCGACCAUUAUUAGUAGUAUCUUGUUUAGGAACUGCCGUUUGUCACAUUGCAACAUACUUGUUUUUAAUUGUAAAUAUGGACAUAGGGGGCAUAACACUACUAGUAACUAUUUGCGGUACAGUGUUUUUUAUUAAUAUAGGGCUGAUGCCACUUUUAUCCGUAAUUCAGUGUGAAUACUUUCCAUCAGAUACUAGAGCUCUGGGAGGUACAGCCUUGGUGCUUACAGUGACAUUAGCUUCAACUAUCAUGGUUGUUAAUUACCAAUUGGUAGAUAAUUUUUUAGGAAUGUCUACCAAUUUUAUUUUGUAUGCCAUUUUGUCUGCUACUGGGGCAGUUUUUUGUUACAUUUGGGUACCAGAAACUAAAUGUAAAACUUUUUUUGAGAUACAACAAGAAUUCAAAGUUUCAGGCCAAAUUAAAAGACAUAACUAUGAACAAAUAUAAUAAAAAAUGUAGUACAUAAAUGUGGAUCAAAAUUAACACAAAAGGUUUAAAUAGCCAUAACUUACUAAAUAAUAGAGUUAAAAUGAUGUAAUUAAUAUUAUUUAAUCAAAAAUAAUAUGUAACUUAAUUGACCAACAUUCUAUUUUUUGAAUUAACUUUAUAGUAAAUUAUGAAUUUUUUUUUUAAUUUAGACAAUUUUUUCUAAAUUAGAAUAUAAAACAGCGCUCUAUUAUUUUAAUUAAUUAAUGCCAUAUAAUUAAUGUAACUGAAAACAUUAAAAAAUAAUUAUAUUCAAAUUCUUUCAUAUGUAUUUAUUUUAAUGAAAUAAAAUUAUAAUCUCUCUAAA